Molecule: messenger RNA, 1295 nt
Organism: Esox lucius (northern pike)
Lineage: Eukaryota; Metazoa; Chordata; Actinopteri; Esociformes; Esocidae
Product: glycine receptor subunit alphaZ1-like
Exons: 2
Coding region: 50-514 (154 amino acids)
Biological process (GO): nervous system process; signal transduction; regulation of membrane potential
Cellular component (GO): neuron projection; synapse; membrane
Molecular function (GO): neurotransmitter receptor activity; chloride channel activity; transmembrane signaling receptor activity
Source: RefSeq, a predicted model, not a curated record
CAAAGGAAAGUUCACCUGUAUCGAGGCUCGUUUCCAUCUGGAGAGGCAGAUGGGCUAUUACCUGAUUCAGAUGUACAUCCCCAGCCUUCUGAUUGUCAUUUUGUCCUGGGUGUCUUUCUGGAUCAACAUGGACGCUGCACCUGCCAGAGUGGGACUGGGCAUCACCACCGUGCUCACUAUGACCACCCAGAGCUCCGGGUCUAGAGCCUCGCUCCCCAAGGAGGACGAGGGCGGUGAGGGCCGGUUCAGCUUUGCUGGCUACGGCAUGGGACCGGCCUGCCUGCAGGCCAAAGACGGCAUGGCCAUCAAAGGCAACAACAACAACGCCCCGACCGCCACAGCUGGCCCGCAGGAGAAGACCGUGGAAGAGAUGCGCAAGCUCUUCAUCGGCCGCGCGAAAAGGAUUGACACGGUCUCCCGUGUGGCUUUCCCGCUAGUCUUCCUCAUUUUUAAUAUUUUCUACUGGCUCAUAUACAAGAUCAUCCGAAGCACGGAUGUCCACCAGAUGACGUAAGCAAGGGAAGAGAGAGAGAGAGAAAGAGAGAGAGAGAGAGAGAGAUUAAUCGAGUUCAAUACCACGCCAUCCUGCUCUCAAAGCCAAUAUUCCUUGCUCUUCACUUGCUCACUUGCUUUCGGUGGCUUUAUAGCCUUGGCAAACAUAAUUUAUCAGUAUUAUUAUUUUCUUUCUUUCUCCCCCUGUUUUUUUCCUGAAUAAUCCGGACCAGUGCAAUAGCAAUGCAGUAAAAUGCAUGAUUUAUGAAUGUGGCAAUAUAUUUAAAAAAGAAGAAAAAAUGAUCAAGAAGUAAAAAUUAAGACUUAAAGAAAUCCAAGAACUUCAGAAUUUAUGAUAACUGGGAACUUGAAAAGAUCGAGAGAGAUGCUCUUUUUUUUUCGCAACUUGAAGGCAGAUACUGCAUUAUAACAAAGAAGUAGUUGGGUAAGGAUACUGCACUGUAACAUAGCAUAUAUCUAUCAUACAUUUAAAAACUGUUAGUUCUUCAAAAGGCCCAUGUGUCUGGAUGGAACACCCAUGGAGGGAUUUUUAAAGGACUCUAUGACAAUUCGGUGCUUCCAUGACUAAAGUGAUGCAAGGAUCAUGUGUCCUUUAUAUCUAAAUUUGCUUCAAUGUGUAUUGCAAGCACUUAUCAAUGCUUUCCCUACGACCGCAACAAAAACUGAGUUUUCAUUUGGUUGAUGCUGCUAUCAACUACAUGAAGGAAACCUGAUGAGUAGGAAAGUGAAAAUAAUAUUAUGUUGUUUAUAAAUGCUGUGGUCAAUGUGUCUGUCUGUCCUGA